Molecule: messenger RNA, 1338 nt
Organism: Mandrillus leucophaeus (drill)
Lineage: Eukaryota; Metazoa; Chordata; Mammalia; Primates; Cercopithecidae
Product: TBC1 domain family member 3B-like
Exons: 11
Source: RefSeq, a predicted model, not a curated record
AUGGAAAUCGCAGAGGAUGCAGAUAGUUUGCGGUCCCAGGAGCGAGAGAAUAUCAUCAUGAACUAUGAGAAGGGACACCGAGCUGGGCUGCCAGAGGACAUUGGGCCUGAGCCUGUUGGAAUCUACAACAUUGAUCGCUUUGGGAUUGUGCAUGAGACAGAGCUGCCUCCUGACACUGCUCGUGAGGAGAAGCAAAUGCGGCGGGAGAUAACACGAAAGAGCAAGUGGAUGGAAAUGCUGGGACAGUGGGAGACAUAUAAGAACAGUAAAAAGGUCAUGAAGGAGAGGGGGAAGAGGUCAUCUGAACACAUCCACCAGAUCGAUGUGGACAUAAGCAAGACACUAAGGACUCACAUCUUCUUCAGGGAUCGAUACGGAACCAAGCAGCGGGAACUAUUCUACAUCCUCCUGGCAUAUUCGGAGUAUAACCCGGAGGUGGGCUACUGCAGGGACCUGAGCCCCAUCGCGGCCUUGUUCCUCCUGUAUCUGCCUGAAGAGGAUGCAUUCUGGGCACUGGUGCAGCUGCUGGCCAGGGAGAGGCACUCCCUGCAGGGAUUCCACAGCCCAAAUGGUCACUGACUCUAGGGACUGAAGCCCCAGUGGGCUCAGCUCGAGCCACCAGUCCCAGCCUGGAAGGGCUACAGUCUCCCACACCUGCUAUCCCCACAGAUCUCUCUCGGGCUCACCCUACGCCUGUGGGACGUGUAUUUGCUGGAAGGAGAACAGGUGUUGAUGCCGAUGAGAAGCAUUGCCUUUAAAGUUCAGUGGAAGCGCCUCACGAAGACGUCCAGGUGUGGCCUGUGGGCACGGUUUCGGAACCAGUUCUUCCACACCUGGGAGUUGGAUGAUGACGCUGUGCUCAAGCAUCUAAGGGCCUCUAUGAAGAAACUAACAAGGAAGCAAGGGGACCUGCCACCCCCAGCCAAACCGGAGCAAGGGUUCUCGGCACCUAGGCCUGUGCGGGCUUCAAGUGGAAGGACGACCCUCUGCAAGGGGGACAGGCAGGCCCCUCCAGGCCCACCAGCCCGGUUCCAGCGGCCCAUUUGGUUAGUUUACCCACCGUGGGCACCUUGUUCUUCCACAUCCUGUCCUGGUGUGGCUGUCCGGGAAGAUAUCUACCCUGUGGACACUCAGCGUGUGCCCAGCCCGGCCCCGGCUCAGGGAAGACCUCAGGGUUCCUGGAGAUUCCUGGAGUGGAACUCGAUGCCCCGGCUCCCGACGGACUUGGAUAUAGGGGGCCCUUGGUUCCCGCAUUAUGAUUUUGAACAGAGCUGCUGGGUCCGCGUCCCUUCUGAACAACCCGAGCCAGCUUCACAUCCUCAUUUUAUUUUUUGUUAA